Messenger RNA from Melampsora larici-populina 98AG31, 309 nucleotides. RefSeq lists its product as uncharacterized. Bases 1 to 309 code for a protein of 102 amino acids. NCBI's taxonomy places the organism in Eukaryota, Fungi, Basidiomycota, Pucciniomycetes, Pucciniales, Melampsoraceae. The record is from RefSeq and is a predicted model, not a curated record. The transcript has a single exon.
AUGUCUUCGCCAUCGCCCUCCAAACGCAACACUCCCCCAUCCAAACUAUUUUUGGCCAACACACACACCGGCCAACACACCGCUUUGACACACCAAGCACCAGAAACCGCAUCGAGACAGCAUGGUCGUGCCCACUUUAAUCGCCAAACACUACCGCAUGGUCAAUCCUGGCGGACCCCUGCCACUACCCACACUUCGUGGGAACGUUGGCCUCCAUUGUCCCGUGUGUUCGACCCCGAUGGUGUACAAAACCGCGAAGGUCGAUGCUUGGCUCAUUGGGGCAAGUUUUCAAGAAGUCAAUCAGCCUAA